Molecule: messenger RNA, 1090 nt
Organism: Olea europaea var. sylvestris
Lineage: Eukaryota; Viridiplantae; Streptophyta; Magnoliopsida; Lamiales; Oleaceae
Product: calcyclin-binding protein-like
Exons: 6
Coding region: 139-828 (229 amino acids)
Molecular function (GO): S100 protein binding; tubulin binding; ubiquitin protein ligase binding
Source: RefSeq, a predicted model, not a curated record
UCUAGAAUCUUCUUACCAGAUUUUAUAAUAACCCUAAAACAUGAAUUUACAUUUCUAGCAUGUUCUGUACCUAUCCAGUGUAUCUCAGUCUCACGGGCAGGAAUUGAAUUGAUAUUGAAAGAGACAGAGAAAGUAAAAAUGGCAAGCAGUGAAGAAUUGGCACUGGACUUGGACGAAUUGAAACAUCUUCAAAGCAUCGCUAAGAGGCCUCGUGUUGUCUCUCUUAUUUCCAACGAGAUUCGUACUGUGGAAAAGUUAUCAAUAGAUGCUGCUUCUGUACCUGCUAUGCAGCCACCAGUUUCAGCUACCCGAACGCCAACGCCAACACCGACACCAAGUGUACCAAAUGUGGUCCCUAACCCUGCACUAAAUUAUGUUCCUCUAGGGUCCUUCAGCUGGGAUCAGGACAAUGAUCAAGUGAAGAUUUAUAUUCCAUUGGAGGGAGUUGAGCAGGAGAAACUUGAGACUGAAUUUAAACGAAGUUCUUUUGAUAUCAAAUUCCAUGAUGUCCAAGGAAAGAAUUAUCGAUGUGCCAUACCAAAAUUAAACAAGGAGAUCGUGCCCGAGAAAUGUAAAGUGGUAGUAAAGCCGAAGAGGGUCAUUGUCACUUUAGUUAAAGCUUCAAAGGGGAACUGGUUGGAUUUGCACUUCAAAGAAGAUAAGAUGAAGCCGAAUUUGGACAAAGAGCGGGAUCCAAUGGCUGGAAUAAUGGACUUGAUGAAGAACAUGUACGAGGAAGGUGAUGACGAUAUGAAACAAACAAUUGCAAAAGCAUGGACCGAUGCUAGAUCAGGCAAAUCAUCCGACUCUUUGAAGGGAUUUCCUUGAAGAUAUCUUAGAGGGUAUAGAUUGUUAAGAUUUUGAUGUCUGUUGUCUAAAUUUGUUAUUUCUCAAGUCUUAAUGUAUUUGAAUUUCGUCGGUAGAGAUCCGUCUGGACUUUUGUCUCGGUAAAUGUUAGUCAUCCCGUGCAAAUGAUAUCUCCUUUUGACAUUAACGGUGACAUGCACAUCUUACAUGUCCUUUAUUUAGAAAUGGACUUAUAAAACCUAUGAUAAAUUUGAGCUUCUAUUUUAAAAGUUCAAUUUUGUUA